Didymosphaeria variabile is the source of this 1065-nucleotide messenger RNA. RefSeq lists its product as uncharacterized. The transcript has 7 exons. The coding region runs from base 1 to 1065 and encodes 354 amino acids. The record is from RefSeq and is a predicted model, not a curated record. NCBI's taxonomy places the organism in Eukaryota, Fungi, Ascomycota, Dothideomycetes, Pleosporales, Didymosphaeriaceae.
AUGGUCAACUUCAAUCGCCUCGCCUGCGCCCUGGCUGUCGCCAGCUUCGCCUCUGCCCAAUCCUUCGGAGGCGCUGCCCCUAGCGGACCUCCCCCCAGCGGCGUUGCACCUCCUCGCCCAUCUGGCACUGGCAAGCCCACAGGGCCUCCGCCAUCAGGCGCGCCACCUGCUCAAUCUGGCGCUGCACAGAACGCUCGUCGCCAGCAAUCUGACCUUCCUCCUCCGCCGAGCGGCACGGAGCAUCCUACUGGACCCCCUCCGUCCGGCACUCCUCCUCCUCCCCCUUCGGGCACUGGCAAGCCUACCGGUCCUCCACCAUCGGGCGCGCCCCCGGCUCAAUCUGGUGCUGCGCAGAAUAAUGCUCGUCGUCAAGAGUCUGACCUUCCCCCUGCCCCAAGCGGCACUGAUCGCCCCACUGGACCUCCUCCGUCUGGCACUCCUCCUCCCCCUCCGUCAGGCACUGGAAGGCCCACUGGUCCGCCUCCAUCAGGCGCUCCUCCCGCGCCCUCAGGUGCUGCCAACGGCAAUGCUCGCCGCCAGGACGCUUCUGCUCCUCCCCAAGCUUCUGGUUCCCCUCCUCCUAUGCCUUCCGGCACGCGUCCCUCUGGCCCACCUCCAUCCGGACUCCCCUCUGGUGUAAAGCCUACCGGCCCUCCUCCAUCGGAUGCCCCUCCCGCCCCAACUGACGCUGCCAAUGCUCGUCGCCAGGACGCUUCUGCUCCCGCUCAGCCCUCCGGCUCGCCUCCCACCAAGCCCUCUGGUGCUCGUCCCUCCGGCCCACCUCCGUCUGAUCUCCCCUCUGGUAUGAAGCCUACCGGCCCUCCUCCAUCGGGCGCACCUGCUGCCCCAUCUGAUGCUGUCAACAACAACGCUCGUCGCCAGGAUGCUUCUGCUCCCGCUCAGCCCUCCGGCUCGCUCCCUCCCAAGCCUUCUGGUGCACGUCCCUCUGGCCCACCGCCUUCUGGUGCUCCCACCGGGUCCCCAUCUGGACCAGCCCCGACCGGACCCGUUCCCACUGGACAGCCUCCUGCUCCUUCGGGCUUUGUCACCAGCGUCCGCGCCUAG